AUGGCCUCCUCCUUCAAGCUCUCCCUUGUCCUCCUCGCCGUGUGCCUCGCCGCAGGGUCAGCUUCCCUCCUCAAGGACUUCUCCAUCGUCGGCUAUUCGGAGGAGGACCUCGCCUCCCAUGACAGACUGCUCGAGCUUUUCGAGUCAUGGAUGUCUAAACACGGCCGGGUCUACGAGAGCUUGGAGGAGAAGCUGCGGAGGUUCCAGGUGUUCAAGGGAAACCUGCUCCAUAUUGACCAGACCAAUAGGAGGAGGGCGAGUUACUGGCUGGGGCUCAACGAAUUUGCCGACCUGAGUCACGACGAGUUCAAGGCCAUGUACCUCGGGGUGAAGGUCAAUGCGGCGAGGGAGAGGAGGGCCUCCUCCUCCGGCGAGGGAUCCUUCCGGUAUGCUGCCGUUCAGUCCCUGCCCAAGGCAGUGGACUGGAGAAAGAAGGGGGCUGUCACUCGUGUGAAAAACCAGGGCGCAUGCGGUAAGAGUUCGAACGAUUUCACAGGCUUAGUUCAAUUAGAACCAAGUUUCAGUAGAGUUAAUAAAUAGUGCAAGAUCAUUAAACGUAGGUUUUCUCCUGUUAUUUUAUAUUACUAACUUAAAAUAACAGGAAGAUCUUAAUGGUUGGUGAUUAUGGGUGCUCAGGCAGCUGCUGGGCUUUCUCCACGGUGGCCGCUGUGGAGGGAAUUAACCAGAUCGUUACCGGGAACUUGACGACGCUAUCGGAGCAGGAGCUCGUUGAUUGUGACUCGCUCAACAGCGGAUGCAGCGGUGGCCUCAUGGACAACGCCUUCUCCUUCAUCGUCUCCAAUGGCGGCCUCCACACCGAGGACGACUACCCUUACCUCAUGGAGGAGGGUACCUGCGAUGAAAAGAGAGUAAUUCUCUCUCUCUCUCUCUCUCUCUCUCUCUCUCUCUCUCUCUCUCUCUCUCUCUCUCUCUCUCUCUCUCUCUCUCUCUCUCUCUCUCUCUCUCUCCUCACUCAAAACUCGUCCUUUUUCACUUUGGGGUGCAGGAGGAGCUAGAUGUCGUGACCAUUAAUGGAUAUGAGGAUGUCCCGGUUAACAGUGAGGAGAGCCUCCUGAAGGCACUGGCGCAUCAACCCGUGAGCGUCGCCAUUGAGGCCUCCAAUAGAGACUUCCAGUUCUACAGCGGGGUUCGUAUGAUUGUUCGUUCUUGCAGUAAUCAGACUCAGUAGAGUCUCUUCGUCAGGGUUUUCAACUGCCUCGGCCUAAGCUGGGGCUUUAAUAAGGCUGAUCCAAGCCCUCUACAUGGAGUCUUACACCUGGCUGCCCUACCUCAUGUCCGGGAUGGUUGAUUUUUGUCCAGUAAAGAGUUGGCCGGCUACAUGGAGGUCCACCUAGACGUCUCUCGUCCAGUUUUGUCCUUAUAUUUUAAUCGUUACAGCUAGGCAGUUCCUUGUUCAAUAUAGCCUCUAUUUUCCACUCAAUUUUUCACAAUUUUUAAAUUACUAUAAAAGGAAAAUUGCACCAUUUUUCAGAAAAACCCCUAGGCAGGGUCUAACGUAUGUGCUAUGGUAUCUAUAUACCCUCACUUAUUAAGUCUCUCGCUAAAUGCUCUUUAUUUUUAUUUUUUCUUUCUAUUCUACAUCUUGUGGCAUUUCCCUUUUUAAUUGUACAUUUUUUUUGUAAAUGAAGGUGAAAUUUAUCAGUACAUGUAAUAUUGAAAUUUCUAAAUAGGUGUCUUAUUUCUCAAAUCAUUAUUUAACUUUAUUCCCUGUCAUGCAUGCAAAUGGCGACAGGGAGUCUUUGACGGGCCCUGUGGGACAGAACUGGACCACGGGGUGGCGGCUGUUGGGUACGGGUCAUCAAAAGGCCAGGACUACAUCAUUGUGAAGAACUCAUGGGGGUCCAAGUGGGGCGAGAAGGGCUACAUCAGGAUGAAGAGGAACACUGGCAACCCAGAGGGCCUUUGUGGGAUUAACAAAAUGGCCUCUUAUCCCACCAAGUGA
Molecule: messenger RNA, 1963 nt
Organism: Spirodela intermedia
Lineage: Eukaryota; Viridiplantae; Streptophyta; Magnoliopsida; Alismatales; Araceae
Source: the annotation of a GenBank genome assembly